GGAUUCGGUUAGAUGCAUAUGCCUCGGCACAACAACACACUGCGUCGCAGCUGCUUCCUAAGUUGCUUCGUUUGCUGCUUCUCAGAUCGAUCAACUGCGAGACAACAGACAACAGACAAUCGAAAAAGUAGCGUUAUUCGGCCGUCUCAGCAAUGACAUAGCCCACCAUCCCAAACCAUGUCCGUUGACCGCCUCCUGACCACGGUUCUGCAGCUCUACCAAGACGUGCACGACGAUGCGCGCACCGAGCAGAUCUACGGGACGACCACGGCCCUGCUCACGUCCCUCUCGAACCCGCUGAAUGUCUCGCUCCUCACUUCCCAAUUGCUUACCGCGCCGGCAAUAUGGGGCCGUCGCGACGGUAUGCGUGCGUGCUUCCGCAUCAUCAGCAUCUACAAUACCGCCGCGAUCCAUGUGCGCCGCAACGAGGUUGAGAACGCCAAGAAUAUGGGACCGCGUGCUGGGGGUGGUCUGGGGAGCGAUGCAUGGACCGCCGCUGUCCUCAAGGGCGCCGACGACCAGUCGGGCCGCUGGCAGCACCUGCUCGUCUUCAGCGGCGUUUUGAUGGGCAUGGAGAGCGGCAAUCGGCACUCGCUCAGCCGCGGCAUGCGCGCCACCGUCGAGCGCGCCGUCGUCACGGCUGCGAACCUCGCCAUCCGAAACAGGGCACCCGAACCUCCUGCCCCGUCGGGUCCCGUAUCAUUGGCGCUCAACUAUGCCUUCCCGAUGCUGUCCGAAUCGGCCCGCGCUGGCCUGGACUGUGAUGCUCUCGUUCCGGUCGCGACAAGGGCAAUGCUCGGCGGGGACGGCCUGCAGGACGGCCUCUUUCUCGCGACAAUCGAUCUCGAUGUGCGGCAGGCGGAGCAGAAGUUCAUGUGGGCCGACAACUCGCCCUCAUAUCUACACCUCCAGCAACUUGAACAGAGACCGCUUAUAGCUGGCCUGGGCCCGUUGUCAAGGCUGUUGGCCCAUGCCGUCCAGCACGCCCGCGAUUCUGGCGUGGUCUUGCAGCUCCAGGAUGAUCUGCUGGCCUUUACCGAGCGGCUGCUGCAGCAUUGGCAGGCCAACAAGCUGUCUGAGCUUGAACAGUCGGAAGAAGAGAUCUUCCUCGCCCCUGAGACGCUGAAGAGCACAUGGCCAGCGCUCUGGCAAGUUCUCAAGAAAGUCAUGUACGCGGUCGUGGCGGUCCUGCAAGCUGUGGUCGCCCGGAGUCUCAUCGACCGCAACCUCAAGCAAUACACAAUGGCGCCCGCGGUGGCGGCUAAGACGCUGCACGCUCUGCGCAACCUCUACUUCAUCUCCUCCCGCAACGGCAGCGACGCCUUCCAGGUCUACACCUUCACCUACCUCACCUCCCUCGACACACUCGUCCGCUACGGCCCAGCCUGCGCCUCUUUCCUCCGCGAAAUCAAUCCUGCCCUGUCCUCGUCUUCCCCAGGCUCCAUACCCGCCCACCCACUGCACCGCACCCUGGAUCUCUUCUACCUCAACGUCUCGGAACACCUCCCGCUCAACCUCCCCCCCUCUGAGUGCGACGCCCUGAUCAUCCAACCAGCAACAACCUACCUCAACCACCCCUCGGGCGGCGCCCUCUCGCCGCGCAUGCUGGAGCUCUUCGAGGCCGCCCACAGCGCCGUGCUCUCGGUCCUCUCGUGCCCGCACAACGCCCCGCUGGCCGUCGACAUCGUCCCCUUCUACGCCGAGACCCUCUUCGCCUCGUUCCCCGCCCACAUCUCGCCGCGGCAAUUCCGCCUCGCCUUCAAGACGGUCAUGCAGAUCCUCAGCCCGCCCUUCCCCCCCUCGGCCAGCCAUCCGCACCUGGCCGAGACCCUGCUCGAGAUGGUCCGGUUCCGGGUUAGCGACGAUCCCAGCGUGGGGAGGGCGCCGCUCCCGCUCCCGCCGUCACCGGGCCCUUCGCUGCUGCCCAACGCGACGACGCCCGUGCCGCAGCAGGCGGAGCUGGUGUCGGAGCAGAGCACGCUCGUUCUGACGCUGAUCGACUCGCUGCCGUUCCUGCAGCUGGCCAUCUUUGAGGAGUGGAUGACGCUGGCGGCGUGUGCGGUGCACGAGAUUGCGGACCGCGCGCUGAGGGAGGUGGCGCAGCGCAGGUUCUGGGAUGUGCUGGCCAACGGGGAGAUGGAUGUCGAGAGGGCGGCCAUCGGGCUCGCGUGGUGGGGGACGGGGGGAGGAAGGGAGGCCGUGUUGUUUGGUGUGCCCAUUAUGCUUAGAGGGCGAGUACGACAACCGGAGCGCGGGGAAAAGGAAGGGGAAGGGGAAGGGGGUGCGUACUUGAUGAGUGGGGCCAUUCAUCCAGGAGGCGCUGUGGUUGAGAGUAAACUUUGAUGAUGGUGGAUGGACAACAUCACGUGGUGUGGAUCAGGGGGGAUGGUUCACUUGAAGGAAGGCCGGUUGCCACGGUAACGCGGCCCGUUGGCUGCUCGAGUCGGACGAAUGAACCUCGCCAGGUCUGGAUUAUUGUGCCCGGUAUAUGAUCAGAUGAUCAGUCUGGUGUGGCUGAACAUGAGGCUUGAACAGCAGCUUCUCGGGUAUCAUACACCCCCUCCAGGGCCUUCACCAUUCAGGCCGGCUAUCAUUGGGUGCAGUUCACAACAGGGGUGCCCCCUUGAUUGGUGUUCACAUACCUAGCUCCGGUACAGGUAGUCGUCAAGGACGUUGUUUACCCUCUCGUUGACGUGUGUUCUGUUGCCACCCUCUGGA
Messenger RNA from Chaetomium strumarium, 2718 nucleotides. RefSeq lists its product as uncharacterized. NCBI's taxonomy places the organism in Eukaryota, Fungi, Ascomycota, Sordariomycetes, Sordariales, Chaetomiaceae. The record is from RefSeq and is a predicted model, not a curated record. The transcript has a single exon. Bases 178 to 2343 code for a protein of 721 amino acids.